Molecule: messenger RNA, 3924 nt
Organism: Cydia pomonella (codling moth)
Lineage: Eukaryota; Metazoa; Arthropoda; Insecta; Lepidoptera; Tortricidae
Exons: 2
Coding region: 1135-3765 (876 amino acids)
Biological process (GO): DNA integration
Molecular function (GO): zinc ion binding; nucleic acid binding
Source: RefSeq, a predicted model, not a curated record
GUUACGUUAUGGUUUUAGUUUAUGGUUGGUUUGGACAUUUGGUGACAGUUCAAUAAAAGAUGGCUUCAAAUAAUGUCUUUUAAUUAUAUUGUACUUGAAAUAGUGAAAGAAACAACAAACAUGGUGUCAGAAGUAUAAAAUAAUAGAUGUGAAACACGAAAAUGGGUGAAUCAAGUAAAAUUUCAUCAAACCCGGCAAUUCUGCCGGCAUUACAAUACCCCCAAUACUCGCAUGGACAUGCCCAUAUGCGGCCAUUAGAAUAUAGUGCUUCAAUGGAAGAAGAUUGGAAACUAUGGGUCCAAAAAUUUAAGAUAUUUCUUCUUGCAGAGAACCUAGAUACCGUUUCUGAUGAACGUAAAAUUGCACUGUUACUUCACAACAUGGGGGACAAGGGCGUUGAGAUUUAUAAUUCAUUUAAUUUAGAGGAAAAACAAAAUUUUGAUGAUGUCUUAAAAAAAUUCAACGCUUAUUUUAUUCCAAAAGUUAACAUCACAAUGCAACGUCACAAGUUUUUUACAAGGGCGCAAGGACCUACAGAAUCCUUUGACGAUUUCCUUACAGACCUUCACAAUAAGAGUAUGACAUACAAUUUCAGUGAUAAGAGAGAAGAACUCGUCAGAGAUGUUAUUGUAAUAGGUUUAGCCAAUUCCGCAAUGAAAGAGAGGCUUCUGCGCACGGAGGAUCUUACUCUCCAGAAAACCGUCUCCAUGUGCAGAGCAGCGGAAUUAUCGCAAAAACAGGUCACCGAACUAACAAAUGAGAUAGCUUCAACCUCGGUGCUCAACGUUACCACUGCGCCUGUGCAUAACGUUAACAAUGUCAAUACUUCAAAAACAAGAAGAGUCAACACAAGAAAAUGCUAUCGCUGCGGCAACAACUGGGAUCGUGCGCAUCAAUGCCCAGCUAUAGGUUGCAAGUGCCAGAAGUGUGGUAUUCCAAAUCAUUUUGCGAAAGUGUGCAGAAACAAACAGGUUGCAACCAUAACAGAGAAACAGGACGAAGACGACAGCGAGGAGACUUUCUUCAUUGGCUGUAUCAACAGUGAGUGUGAAUGAAAAUGCAAUUCCCAGAGCCGAUCCACCUCGUCGGGUCCCUAUAGCACUAAGACAAAGCCUUAAGGAAGAGUUGGACAAUAUGGUAAGACAGCAAAUAAUCACUAAAAAUGAGGAUCCGAUGGAGUGGGUCAACUCUACCGUUGUGACUAAAAAGAAGAAUAAUAAAAUUCGCAUAUGUAUUGAUCCUCGAUACUUGAAUAAGUUCAUUAUAAGAAAACACAAGCAAUUGCCAACAGUUGAUGACAUACUAGAUAAGUUAUCAGGCUCUAAAUAUUUCUCUAAACUUGAUUGUAGCAGUGGGUUUUGGACAGUACAGCUUGACUCAGAAAGUUCAAAGUUAUGUACAUUCUCUACUCCAUUUGGUAAUUAUUCCUAUAAACGAUUGCCAUUUGGACUUUCCGUGUCAACAGAAGCAUUUCAGGAACGCAUGGAGGAAACAUUUAGUGAUAUUGAUAAUGUACAAUUUUAUGUUGAUGAUUUAAUAAUUUAUGCUAGCACUGUGGAAGAGCAUAAUAAAGUGUUAUUAAAUGUACUGAAAAGAGCUCAAGAAUGUAAUGUCAAAUUCAAUAGGGAGAAGUCCCAAGUUCUGCGUAAAAAAAUUUCAUUUCUAGGUAUGAUUGUAAGUGACCAAGGGGUUAAACCUGAUCCAAUAAAAGUUUUGGCCAUUUCUGAAUUAAAAUGCAUUCGUGACAAGAAAGAACUUGAACGUUUUUUGGGAAUGACAAAUUACCUGUCAAAAUUUAUCAACAAUUACUCGACUAUUACAAGCCCGUUGCGCGAGCUUCUUAAAAAAGACAUAUUAUUUAAAUGGCAUCCUUGUCAUGAAAAUGCUUUUAAUAAACUUAAGGAGGCAUUAACAAACGCUCCCACACUUAAAUUAUUUAAUAGCAAUAAAGAUAUAGUCGUAUCGGUAGAUUGCAGCUCGGAAGGGGUAGGCGCCUGCCUUUUACAAGACAGACAGCCUGUUGCAUAUGCUUCUAAGGCACUAACUGAAUGUCAAAAAGGUUAUGCCCAGGUUGAACGCGAGAUGUUUGCUAUUGUGUUUGGAUGCAUUAAGUUCCAUAAGUACAUUUUAGGAAAACAUGUCCUGGUUGAAAGUGAUCAUUCGGCAUUAGAAAUCUUAUUUAAAAAACCCUUAUCUUUAGUUCCUGUCAGACUACAAAGAAUGAUGCUUAAGAUACAAGGAUAUGACAUUACUGUUAAGUAUGUGCCUGGAAAACAAAUGUAUAUAUCAGAUUUUCUCAGUCGCUCUUUCAUAGUUGAUAAAAAUGAUGAAACAAAGCAAUUUGAUGAAGAGUUUAGCAAAGAAAUUGUUUGUCAUGUUGAGGUCAUGAUAGAUUCGUUGCCCAUUUCAAAUGAAAAACGACAACUCAUUGCCAUGAAAACUAAUGAGGAUGCCACACUGUCUUGCGUAAAAGGCUAUAUUCAUAAUGGUUGGCCAAAUUCUAAAAACAAACUAAAUGAUUUAGUAAAAUCUUUUUGGAAUUUUCGCAAUGAAUUGUCUCUAGUCGACGAAAUAAUUUUAAGAAAUAAUCUAAUUGUGAUACCAGUAGCAUUACAGAAAAUGAUGUUAAAAAUUAUUCAUGAGGGUCACUUAGGAUUAAAUACAUGUCUUAGAAGAGCUAAAAAUGUUAUUUUUUGGCCUGGAUUGACAAGUCAAAUUAAAGAACUUUGCAACAACUGUCAAAUAUGUGCCUUGUUUAGAAAAAAUAAUACUAAAGAACCAAUUCAUUUUCAUGACGUACCUAAACUACCUUGGUUAAAGUUAGGCACUGAUCUUUUUGAAUUUAAUAAACAAUAUUAUCUGGUUGUUGUAGAUUAUUACAGUAAAUUUUUUGAAGUGGUUCGAAUAAAUGACUUGUCUUCAAGGACCAUUAUCAAUCAUAUUAAGUCUAUGAUAGCUAGACAUGGAUGCCCUUUACAGAUUGUAAGUGACAAUGGUCCACAAUAUUCCUGUAAAGAGUUUAAAGAAUUUGCAGACACAUAUGGAUUCAAGCAUAUUACUUCGUCUCCUGACUACCCAAAGUCAAACGGGUUAGCGGAGUCUUCUGUCAGAAUUGUCAAAUCUCUACUAAAAAAGUGUAAAGAGGAUAACACAGAUCCUUACAUAGCUUUAUUAAAUUUUAGAAAUAGCCCAAAGGAAAAUAGCCCUUCUCCAGCUAAUCUUCUGUUCAAUCGGAACCUUAAUGAUCGUUGUCCUGUGUCUACAAAUUAUUUAAAGCCUAAAAUAUAUACUAGAAACUUUUACUUAGAUAAAGAAUUGCAAGAUAAGGUAGGAUACCACUACAAUAAAACAGCUAGACCACUAAAAGAAUUAAAGAUAGGCCAGUCAAUUAUGUUCAAGAAAAAGAUAUCAGAUGAUCGCUGGCAAAAAGGAAUUGUUGUAAAUAAGACUAAUUUCCCUCGUUCCUUCAUUGUAGAGGACGAACAAGGUCGCCGUUACAGGAGGAACAGACAACAUUUACGUAGCAUAAAUAACUAUCAAUCAACUAAUUCUAAUGUUAACCCUAACUCUUAUGUUAUAAAUUAUGACAGUGAUGAUAGCGAGUGUGAUUCUUCUUAUAAAGUAGAAGAAACUGAUGAUCGGGAGAUCAUUGAUACAAGUCAAAGCAAUAAUGGAAUCAAUGAUACUCCGGCACCAAAUCUUGACCUGUAUAAGACUAGGUCUGGACGUAUAGUCAAACCUCCGUCGAGACUAAUUGAAUCUUAGUUAUAAUAUCUUUGUUAUAAUUUUAUUAAGGAGAGGAAUGUUACGUUAUGGUUUUAGUUUAUGGUUGGUUUGGACAUUUGGUGACAGUUCAAUAAAAGAUGGCUUCAAAUAAUGUCUUUUAAUUAUAUUGUACUUGAAAUAGUGAAAGAAACAACAAAC